Styela clava is the source of this 855-nucleotide messenger RNA. The record is from RefSeq and is a predicted model, not a curated record. NCBI's taxonomy places the organism in Eukaryota, Metazoa, Chordata, Ascidiacea, Stolidobranchia, Styelidae.
CUAUAAAUAGGAUGCACUACGACAGCAGAACUUUUCAAACUGUCUAUGUCAUCUUCUCGUAGGAACACGCUAUAUGUACUGAAAGCGACAUAGUCAUAUGGAGCAAGUGGACCACGAAUGAUAAUAAUUUGGGUAUUCGGUGACUAUAUAAAAGUGAGAGGAUCUGACAAAGUUCAGUAAAAAUUGUGUGCUCAACAGUGUUUUAAUCCGCAACAGUUUUUGGUUUAAAUCAAGGAUUUUCAAGGAGAUUUAAUUUCACGACAGGGAUAAAGUUAUAAAGAUGGAAAUCGACAUUUUUGUACUUGAUUUAAUGUUAUGUUUUUAUUUACAGAUUUUACUCUUAUUAAUAUUAAUAUACUCAUUGUCGUCAGAAUGGUUCAGUGGGAUGUCAAUAUUACAGAAGUAGAGGAAGGGAAGGACGUCACUGAAUCUGUUGUAUCGGUCGGGGAAGGAAAACGAACGCAUUUGUGGCAGUAUGUAUAUACCACGAUGUUGAUAUUCUACGUUGCUACUUGUGUAACACUAGGAGCCUUUCGGGAUUUCGGUUGUUCCCUCGAUGGUUUCUUAGUUGUCUGGUGGACCGCAGAGGCUGUUUUUCUUUUUGUUGGCACGAUUUUUGAGUUCGUACACAUUCGUCGCGUUGACGAUUCAGACGUCGACGUCAGGUCUCGCUGUCCCUUAAACUGCGAUUUGUUACUUGUUAUCUGGGGAGUCAUCGGAAUCAUAGGGACCUAUAUGGUUCAGCAUCAAGUGGACACAGUCUGCUCAAUGUUUCAAUGGUCUGGGUUAUUAAUUUGGAGCAUCGUCUCUAUUGUUAUCGUUGUCGUGGGAAGGAUUUCGAUCAAAGUUUGUUAA